AAAGUGCCUGAAGUUUGUAGAGUGCUUCACUGUGUUGGUGUUCCCACAGUGCUGCUGACCUGGGUGAACUGUUUCCGAGUGCGGUGGGUUACCCGUGUCCAGGACCUCUUCACCGCUGGCAAGCUCCUCGCCCUCGGACUCAUCAUCGUGAUGGGCUUUGUGCAGAUCUGUAAAGGUCAUUAUGAAUUCCUAAAGCCCAGCAAUGCCUUUGACAGUCAGACAGCUCCUGGAGUUGGUCACAUUGCACUUGCCUUCCUCCAGGGCUCGUUCUCCUACAGCGGCUGGAACUUCCUCAACUAUGUGACAGAGGAGCUUGUUGACCCACGCAGGAAUAUUCCUCGGGCCAUCUUCAUCUCCAUCCCCCUGGUGACCUUUGUGUAUGUGUUCUCCAAUGUGGCGUAUGUCACAGCGAUGAGCCCCCAGGAGUUGCUGCACUCUGGAGCUGUCGCUGUGACCUUUGGUGAGAAACUGUUGGGAUCGAUGCCGUGGAUCAUGCCAUUCUCUGUUGCUCUGUCAACGUUUGGAGGGAUCAACGGAUACCUAUUCACCUCCUCCAGACUGUGUUACGCAGGAGCCCGUGAGGGUCACUUACCAAGCCUGCUGGCAAUGAUUCACAUGAAACGCUGCACUCCCAUCCCAGCUCUUCUCUGCUCCUGUGCCACUUCCUUGUUGAUGCUGAUCAUUGCGGAUAUUUAUACUCUCAUCAAUUACGUGGUGUUCAUUAACUAUUUGUGUUAUGGGGUUACUGUGACUGCACUCCUCAUCCUUCGCUGGAGAAAGCCCAACAUUUCUCGACCCAUUAAGGUAAACCUUCUGUUCCCAGUUGCUUACCUGCUGUUUUGGGCCUUCCUGUUGGUCUUCAGUUUCUACUCUGAGCCUGUGGUGUGUGGCACUGCCCUCAUCAUCAUAUUGACCGGCGUUCCCGUUUAUCUGCUUGGAAUCCAAUGGAGCAAGAAGCCAAAGUAUUUCAAUGAUGUGAUUGAAUCUGUUACGCAUUAUGGACAGAAAUUCUGUUUUGUGGUUUUCCCACAAGAGGAGACUCCAGAAGAGAAUGGCCAGCCUCCCACCUUGAACACAAACAGAAAAUGCCGGAAUGUGUAGCUCACCCUGAGCUUUGACUGUGCCUCCGAACCGUAACCAACCAGUUGUUCACCAAGCUGUGACCAACGAGGAGAGUGGGAAAGGUUUUGCCAAAAAAAACAAAAAGAAAAAAAAAUGACUGGCAA
Chiloscyllium plagiosum (whitespotted bambooshark) is the source of this 1226-nucleotide messenger RNA. The record is from RefSeq and is a predicted model, not a curated record. Lineage: Eukaryota; Metazoa; Chordata; Chondrichthyes; Orectolobiformes; Hemiscylliidae.